UCAAGCGAAACACUCUGAAUCAUCAUGACUGAAACCGCCACUGUAGUUGCUGCCGCGGCUCCUGCUGCUGCUUCGCCUGCCAAGACCCCGAAGAAGGCCAAGGCCACCAAGGGAGACGCCAAGAAGCCGAAGAAGCCUGCUACACAUCCACCAGCAAACGAGAUGGUCAUAGCCGCCAUCAAGACCCUGAAGGAACGCAAAGGAUCAUCCCUUCAGGCCAUCAAGAAGUACAUCGCUGCCAACUACAAGUGCGACGUUGCCAAGCUGUCCAUCUUCAUCAGGAAAGCUCUGGUCAGCGGUGUCGAGAAGGGCACUCUAGUCCAGACCAAGGGAUCCGGUGCCUCAGGAUCGUUCAAGCUCAAGGCCGAUGAAAAGGCACCAAAGAAGGCCACUGGAGAUAAGAAGGCAAAGAAGGCUACCGGUGAGAAGAAAAAGGUCGCCAAGAAGCCCGCCGCCAAGAAACCCGCUGGCGAGAAGAAGGCCAAAAAGCCCGCAGCCAAGAAACCAGCCGUUGAGAAGAAAGCCAAAGCUGCCGGUGCCAAGGCCGCCAAGAAGGCUGGAACUGUGAAGAAGGCUGCUGCGCCCAAGCAAAAGGCCACCAAGCCCUCGAAGACCGCUGCCAAGAAGCCGAAGACCCCGAAACCGAAGAAGGCCGCCCCAGCCAAGAAAGCUGCGCCGAAGAAGGCCGCCGCAAAGAAGUAAACUUGGAAACGACGCCUACUGACGUGCCACGCACGAAACAAUCACCCAAAUCAGUCCUUUUCAGGACUACCAGUAUUGAUUUCCAUCAAGAGUUACCAUUUGGAA
Molecule: messenger RNA, 807 nt
Organism: Ochlerotatus camptorhynchus
Lineage: Eukaryota; Metazoa; Arthropoda; Insecta; Diptera; Culicidae
Product: histone H1-like
Exons: 1
Coding region: 25-702 (225 amino acids)
Biological process (GO): nucleosome assembly; chromosome condensation; negative regulation of DNA recombination
Cellular component (GO): nucleosome; nucleus
Molecular function (GO): double-stranded DNA binding; nucleosomal DNA binding; structural constituent of chromatin
Source: RefSeq, a predicted model, not a curated record